UACCGGUGAUAGCAGCAGGCACUGUCUUUGUUGAGAAUCUCAAACAAGCAAUAGAUCUUGAUAGUGCUGUUAAAGCAACCAUGAAGGCUUCAAACAAGAUCAGUACCGGGACCUUUAGCACGGUUUACAAGGCUGUUAUGCCGUCUGGGCUAAUCAUAUCUGUGAAGAGACUGAAAUCUAUGGACAGGACAAUCAUUCAUCACCAGAAUAAGAUGAUCCGAGAGCUCGAAAGGCUGAGCAAACUCUGUCAUGAUAACCUAGUGCGUCCUAUCGGAUUUGUUAUUUACGAGGACGUUGCUCUCUUGCUGCAUCAUUACUUGCCCUAUGGGACAUUAUGUCAGCUUCUUCAUGAAUCCACAAAGCUGCCCGAAUAUGAACCUGACUGGCCAAAAAGACUCUCUAUUGCCAUAGGAGUAGCAGAAGGGUUGGCUUUCCUUCACCAUGUAGCGAUUAUCCAUCUCGAUAUUUCUUCUGGUAAUGUUCUUCUGGAUGCUAACUCCAAUCCUUUGGUUGGAGAGAUUGAGAUAUCGAAGCUCUUGGAUCCAUCCAGAGGUACAGCCAGUAUCAGCGCGGUUGCAGGCUCCUUUGGCUACAUUCCUCCAGAAUAUGCAUAUACAAUGCAAGUUACAGCGCCUGGAAAUGUCUAUAGCUAUGGUGUUGUUUUGCUUGAGAUCCUUACAACCAAAUUACCAGUAGAUGAAGCCUUUGACGAGGGGGUAGAUUUGGUGACGUGGGUGCAUAAUGCUCCGGCAAGAGGCGAAACCCCGGAGCAGAUUCUUGAUGCAAGGCUCAGCACUGUGUCCUUCGGUUGGAGGAAAGAAAUGCUUGCAGCACUGAAGAUUGCUUUGCUCUGCACUGACAGCAUACCUGCCAAACGUCCGAAAAUGAAGAAGGUUGUGGAAAUGCUGGAAGAAAUCAAGAAAAACUGAUGGAUGGUAAGUCAUUUGAGUCUUCUAUGCCCUGAACGCAUCAAUCGUAUCAUCCAUCUGGUUGUUCGCGGUGUUCAAGGAAUGAAGUGAAAAGGCGGUUGUAAUCGGUUCGCGUUGAAGCAGGAAGAGGGGGUGGAUGAAUGCAGGGAAAGUCCUCCCACUGGAAAGGAUUAGUCUAAGUUUCUGUUUACAUAUUAGGUCCAUAUCAUAUGUUGUAGUUCCUGGUUUUUGAGAUUUAUAUGUGAAGGUGCAUGUUAUGGCUUCUCAUUCAAUCAAGUUCACACCCUUUUGCAAUGAAAAA
This is a messenger RNA of Malus domestica (apple), 1230 nucleotides long. RefSeq names its product leucine-rich repeat receptor-like tyrosine-protein kinase PXC3. Gene Ontology annotation, molecular function: protein binding; protein kinase activity; ATP binding. NCBI's taxonomy places the organism in Eukaryota, Viridiplantae, Streptophyta, Magnoliopsida, Rosales, Rosaceae. Gene Ontology annotation, biological process: protein phosphorylation. The record is from RefSeq and is a predicted model, not a curated record.